Colletotrichum karsti is the source of this 885-nucleotide messenger RNA. RefSeq lists its product as uncharacterized. The transcript is spliced from 2 exons. Gene Ontology annotation, cellular component: membrane. Lineage: Eukaryota; Fungi; Ascomycota; Sordariomycetes; Glomerellales; Glomerellaceae. The record is from RefSeq and is a predicted model, not a curated record. Bases 1 to 885 code for a protein of 294 amino acids.
AUGGCCGACUCAAGCUUAGAAGGCCCCGGUGCAGCCUUCGAUUUCCAACUUUACCGAUAUACGCCUUCAUUGCCCGCCGCAAUUGCGAGCGUAGUCGUCUUUGCCAUCCUCACUCUGCUGCAUUUCUGGCGACUUUUCCGAUACAGAGCGUUUUAUUUCACUGCCUUCACCAUAGGUGGCAUCUUCCAGACAAUUGGAUAUUGCGGUCGUAUUUGGAGCCACUUCGACAAAUUCUCCAUUGGCGGCUUUGUCAUCCAGGCAAUUCUGAUUCUCGUCGCACCUGCGCUCUACGCGGCUUCAAUCUACAUGAUCCUCGGACGCCUGAUCCGCACCGUCAAAGGCGAGCACCUAUCACUUGUCCCUGUCGCCUGGGUCACUCGAAUCUUCGUCACGGGAGACGUAGUUGCUUUCACUCUCCAAGCGGGAGGUGGCGGUGUUCAAGCAGCAGGGACGCUGGAGCUCUACGAGGCGGGCGAGAAGAUCAUCAUUGCCGGUCUCUUCGUGCAGAUCGUCGUAUUUGGCUUCUUCGUGUUGACCUCAAUGCUCUUUCACAUUCGGCUACGCAACAGUCCUACGGAAACGUCUUUGCAAGGAACAACUCCGUGGAGGCGUUAUCUCUACGUCCUCUACGUCACAAGCGCCAUCAUCCUUAUCCGCAGUAUUUUCAGAGUUGUCGAGUAUUUGCAAGGAAACGGCGGGUACCUCAUCUCUCAUGAGAUUUUCUUGUACAUCUUCGACACUCUUCUCAUGGCCAUUGUGAUGGCAAUCUUCCUUAUUUGGUAUGUUCAGGAGUUGGAACCCAAGAAGGGCGAUGUGUCGACGGAGGAGGAGCAGUAUGUUUCUGGUUCGAGCGACUACAUGCUUGAGGAGAGACGCCAAAAGUAA